AUGCUCGAAUCUGCUUGCAAAAGUGAAACGAUAUGCCGCUCGACUCAUUCCUCUCAAUGUAAAUUUACUCAUCUUCAAUUAUAUUCAAUUGAUUUGCAGUUAACUUGUUGCUGUUCAAAAUUAUAUUGUAAUGGUAAAACUAAACAGCGGUUGCGAGCUGUGCGUGAACGAUUCAAAAAAAUUGAGAAAAAUUAUCCAUUAAAAAGAAUUUCAAGAAAAUCAAGUUCUGAUCAAGCAAAUGGACAGUCUUCGACGAUUGGACGAGAUUUAUUCAAUUUAGCAAAUGCUCAUAAAAAUGAUAAUAUUCAAGUAAACAACAAUGAUAACGAACUAUAUGAAGAUCGUUGGAUGAGAAAAGAUAAUAGUAGCGGAAAAAAAGGGAAGAAUAUUGAAAUACCGUCCAAAGAAGGUAAUAGCCAGCUUGAGCAACGAGCAAAUUUUACUACUCUUAAACCUAGUACACCAAUCAGCAGCAUAAGAAUCACUUCGAAAAAUGGGAAAAACAUUCCUCCAGAAAUCGAUCCAACUACAUUACUAUCAUUUACACCGAAUCAAUCAAAGACUCAAUUUACAAUGAGCGAAAAUUUCAAAUCUAUCACUUUGACAAGAAGGAAUGAAGUUUCCUUUCCUUCAUCCAAUACAACAAAAAGUUCGACAUCUUUCACAAAGCGCCAUGAAAAACCCCUCUCGACGAAAUCACCAGAAAUUCGCACAAGUAUACUGUCCACGUCAAACAUUUCCUUUACAAACAUUAAAAUAAGAGAAGAGAUAAAAUCAAGAGAAACAACGAUUUCAAUCCAUUCUGACACUCAUAUUUUACCAAUCGUUUCACAUAUCGAGGACGACUAUAUCACUAAAUUUCCAGAAGAAAAGAAGAACGGACGCACUUCAUUUUCGGAAGAAAAGAAUCAUAAUGCAUCGCCAUUCUUGAAACGAUCUCAUUUAGCUACGGAAAAAAAUAAAAUUCAAUUUAUUGAACAGAAUACAAAAACAGAAGAAGAAAACGAUGUUAAUGCUAUGAAAAGGACGAUACCGUGGUGGAUUAUAACUCUCAGUGGUUUUAUGAUUUCUGUUAUAAUUGCAGCGAUUAUCUUCAAAAUAGUUAAAAAAAGGUCAAAAUCGACAAAACUAAAUGCAGAACAAGAAUUAACACCUUUGAAGAAACUGAAUGAAGAAAAGGAUGAAAGAUGA
Molecule: messenger RNA, 1191 nt
Organism: Dracunculus medinensis (Guinea worm)
Lineage: Eukaryota; Metazoa; Nematoda; Chromadorea; Rhabditida; Dracunculidae
Source: the annotation of a GenBank genome assembly